Messenger RNA from Piliocolobus tephrosceles (Ugandan red Colobus), 2074 nucleotides. RefSeq names its product calcium-binding protein P-like. The record is from RefSeq and is a predicted model, not a curated record. Bases 802 to 1482 code for a protein of 226 amino acids. The transcript has a single exon. NCBI's taxonomy places the organism in Eukaryota, Metazoa, Chordata, Mammalia, Primates, Cercopithecidae.
CACUCUUCUAGCAUGUUCCAUGUGUUGACCCAUUUAAUUCUUACAACUCUGAAGUGGGUACGUUCAUGACGUCCGUUUACAGGGGAGGAAACUUUGGUUCAGAAAUGUGAAAUAACUUUCCCAUGCUUACCCAGUGGGUCAGCAGGUGGACACCAGGCAGUUGAGUGACAGCAGGGUCCUCAGCCCCAGAGCCUUGUCCUCAACCCCAUAUUCACUGUUCCAUUCUCAGGGCUGAGUCCCAGGUCUGGCCAUUUGGGUACUUGGCAGGUGCAUGUCCGGUGUGAGGACAGAGGGGCCUGGCUUCGGCUCAGUUCAGCUCCUGCUUCCCUCACCGCUGAGCCUGUUUCCCCAUUUGGAAAAUGAGCAGCUGGUCCCAGAUCAGAGGAGGUGCCCUCACUUGUGCCCAACUGUGCCUGGCGCUAAAGAGCCCUGAGCCUCCCAUUAUAUCAUCCAGCCCACCAGGCUUCCUCCCCAGGCCCUCCUGCAGCCAGGCCCUCCUCCAGGCCUGGCCAGCCUCUGUGGUCUCAGUUCUCCCUCCCACCCCUCAGGGUUCGCUGAGUGGCGUGCUGCCUCCUCAUUUCCUCCAGCCUCCGUGGUCAGAGCAAUCCUCCUAACGCACCACUGGCCAGGCCCUCCCCUGAUUGGAGCCCUUCAGGGGUCCUCCUUUCUCACUAAGCCUGUUGCUCAGGCCACCUGUGCGCCGCAGCACUGCACCUGCUCACAGGGCCCCUCACGCCACUCCUAUCUAGACAUGUGUUUAGCCUGUUCCUCCUCCAGAAAGCUUCCCCGGACCCUCACACCAUGCGGAAGCCCCCAGGCCCAAGUGCCCGCCUAGGGCAGACAGGUCUCUUCUCUGCGACUCACUCUUCUCUCCUAGGUGGAGGGUCCUGGGGACAUGGCCUGGGCCAGAGACCAGGCAGGCAUGGGCCACCCCCUGCCUCACCAACUGAGAGACAGUAUGCUGACAUCACAUCUGGCUUUACCCAAGGUGGCUCAGGUCACCUCAGCUACCUGCCGCCUCCCCGUCAGCCCGUCUCUUCUGAUUUACACAGGUGCUCCUACCCGAGCCAAGGCAACUUGUCCUCCCUGGGAAAGUCAGGUGUGGGCUCAUCAGGGUUCCCAGCCGCCAUCCCCGGAACCCCUGCAGCUGCCAAACAGAAACCAGAGCUUCCACAUGAGGAGCUGCCAAAAACAAGUGUUCAAGCCCCACCAGAGAGGCCUGGGGAGGCAGGAGAAUUCCAGGAAGGCGAACACUCCAUCCCAACAAGAGCUGGUUCUCAUAGCCCAAAAGGGACAAGGGGCACAGGUUACUGUCCCCACAACCCCCAGCUCAUCAGGCUCCAGCCUUCUGGGAGUCCAGCCCCUCCCCUGUGGCAGGUGGCAGUUGGGGCCCACGUGGAAGCUGGGGGUUCCAUAGCCUCUUCCCAGGUCAGUAAGAAGGAGAGAAGCUGGCCGGGUGCUAUGCUCCAGGUGGCUGCAUAGUGGCUCACGCCUGUAAUCCCAGCACUUUGGGAGGCCGAGGUGGGUGGAUCACCUGAGAUCAGGAGUUCAAGAUCAGCCUGGCCACCAUGGUGAAACUCAUCUCUACUAAAAAUACAAAAAUAAAAAAUAAAAAAAAAAUAGCCAGGCGUGGUGGCAGGCGCUUAUAAUCCCAGCUACUUGGGAGGCUGAGGCAGGAGAAUCACUUGGACUCGGGAGGUGGAGAUUGCAGUAAGCUGAGAUCGAGCCAUUGCACUCCAGCCUGGGCAACAAGAGCAAAACUCUGUCUCAGAAAAAAAAAAGAGAGAGAGAGAGAGAAACCAGGCAUGAUGUCUCACACCUGUCAUACCAGCACUUUGGGAGGCUGAGGUGGGAGGAUCACUUGAAGCCAGGAGUUUAAGACCAGCCUGGGCAACAUAGCAAGACCCCAUCUCUACAAAAAACUUAAACAUUUAGCUGGGUAUGGUGGCAUGCACCUGUAGUCCCAACUAUUUGGGAAGCUGAAGUGGAAGUAUUGCCUGAGCCGAGGAGUUUGAGGUUACAGUGAGCUAUGAUCGCACUAUUGCACUCCAGUCUGGGUGACAAGAACAAGACC